ACUUUUCAUUGGAGGCACUGUCGCGUCCCCAAAGCCAUCACUAUAAAACUAAACGCAAGCGUGCUUUGCUUUGUUUCUUUCAGAUCCUUCAUUACGCUCUCCGGUCCCUCGAUCUACAAAUUCCUCCGGUAGUGCUGAUUUAGUUUGAACCAAGUAAGAUGGGAGGUGGUUUUAGGGUGCUCCAUCUUGUCAGGCCUUUCCUUUCCUUUCUCCCUGAAGUUCAGAGUGCCGACAGGAAAGUUCCAUUCAGAGAGAAGGUGAUAUACACUGUGAUUUCUCUUUUCAUUUUCUUGGUAUGCAGUCAGCUCCCACUCUAUGGCAUACACUCAACAACUGGUGCAGAUCCAUUCUAUUGGAUGCGUGUUAUCCUUGCUUCAAAUCGUGGUACUGUCAUGGAACUUGGAAUUACCCCAAUUGUGACAUCUGGACUUGUGAUGCAACUUCUUGCUGGAUCAAAGAUUAUUGAAGUUGACAAUAAUGUACGCGAAGAUCGUGCCCUCCUAAAUGGUGCACAGAAGUUGUUGGGUAUUCUCAUAGCAAUUGGUGAAGCAGUUGCUUAUGUUCUCUCAGGGAUGUAUGGUAGUGUUGGUCAACUUGGAGUAGGAAACGCCAUUCUUAUUAUCAUUCAGCUCUGCUUUGCUGGUAUCAUUGUGAUAUGUUUGGAUGAACUCCUCCAGAAGGGCUAUGGUCUGGGCUCUGGAAUCUCCCUUUUCAUAGCAACCAAUAUCUGUGAAAAUAUCAUUUGGAAAGCAUUUAGUCCUACCACCAUUAACAGUGGAAGAGGAGCUGAAUUUGAAGGUGCUGUUAUAGCUUUAUUCCAUCUCUUGAUAACUAGAACAGACAAGGUCCGUGCUCUUCGCGAAGCCUUUUACCGGCAGAAUCUGCCUAAUGUGACAAACCUGCUUGCUACAGUCUUGAUUUUCUUAAUCGUGAUCUACUUCCAAGGGUUCCGUGUUGUUUUGCCUGUGCGGUCAAAGAAUGCCCGAGGACAACAGGGUUCAUAUCCAAUUAAAUUGUUCUACACCUCAAACAUGCCCAUCAUCUUGCAAUCUGCACUCGUCUCCAACCUGUACUUCAUCUCCCAGUUGCUGUAUAGGAAAUACAGUGGAAACUUUCUUGUGAAUCUCUUGGGUACAUGGAAGGAAUCUGAAUACUCUGGCCAAUUUGUACCUGUGGGUGGCCUUGCAUAUUAUAUAACAGCACCAUCCAGCUUAGCUGAUAUGGCAGCCAAUCCUUUCCAUGCGUUGUUCUAUCUUGUGUUUAUGUUGUCAGCUUGUGCACUAUUUUCAAAAACAUGGAUUGAAGUUUCUGGAUCAUCUGCUAAAGAUGUUGCCAAGCAACUUAAGGAACAACAAAUGAUUAUGCCUGGACAUAGGGAGGCAAACUUACAGAAAGAGCUGAACCGCUAUAUCCCCACAGCCGCAGCAUUUGGCGGUAUGUGUAUCGGAGCACUGACCGUGUUGGCAGAUUUCAUGGGGGCUAUUGGUUCAGGGACUGGAAUUCUGCUUGCGGUGACUAUCAUUUAUCAGUAUUUCGAGACGUUUGAGAAGGAAAGAGCCAGUGAGCUUGGCUUCUUUGGUUUUUAAGGCUAUGGUGUGUUAUGAGUAACUAGUGCCCGUGAGCAGUAAUUUUUUGAUAGAGCUGAAGAUGUAUGUAGGCCCCUUUUAACACAGAGGUUCAAGUUAGAAUUUAGCCCUAGUUGGUGAGGAAUUACAAUCUGCAUGCAUCUCUUGAAAAUGUAAUGCUUGUUUUUGUUUUUUAUUUCUGACUUCCCUUCUGGAUCAUUGGAUCUACUUGAGUGUAACUCCGUUAGAUCCUGGGAAUCUUACUUCUUUUGAACAAUACUGGGUGAAGCUUGUAAACAGACAUUCAAGAAAACAGAUUAGAGUUUUUAGUUACUGUUUAUUUAAGUAAAAUUUCAAACC
Messenger RNA from Mangifera indica (mango), 1925 nucleotides. RefSeq names its product protein transport protein Sec61 subunit alpha-like. The record is from RefSeq and is a predicted model, not a curated record. NCBI's taxonomy places the organism in Eukaryota, Viridiplantae, Streptophyta, Magnoliopsida, Sapindales, Anacardiaceae. Gene Ontology annotation, biological process: post-translational protein targeting to membrane, translocation; SRP-dependent cotranslational protein targeting to membrane, translocation. Bases 159 to 1586 code for a protein of 475 amino acids. The transcript has 7 exons. Gene Ontology annotation, molecular function: signal sequence receptor activity; ribosome binding; transmembrane protein transporter activity. Gene Ontology annotation, cellular component: membrane; Sec61 translocon complex.